CCCAGGGCCUGUUCUCCCUUGCUUUGCCUCACUUGAGUUCUCACCCUGCAGGUGGAGGAUGCUCUUUCCUACCUGGACCAGGUGAAGAUUCGCUUUGGCAGUGACCCUGCCACCUACAACGGCUUCCUGGAGAUCAUGAAGGAGUUCAAGAGCCAGAGCAUUGACACACCUGGAGUCAUCCGACGUGUUUCGCAGCUUUUCCAUGAGCAUCCAGACCUCAUUGUUGGAUUCAAUGCAUUUCUCCCUCUGGGAUACAGGAUAGAGAUUCCAAAGAAUGGGAAAUUAAGUAUACAGUCACCUUUAAAUAAUCAGGUGCCUCCAGAGCCUGUUCCCAGUGCCCUCCCUGGCAGUGGGCUGCUCCUGCACUACUCCCAGGAGAACUCACACAACCACAGUGACUGUUCUGAGGAGUUCAGGCAACAGCUUCCCUACAAAGAAGACAAAUCCCAAAUUCCCUUGGAAUCUGAUUCCGUAGAGUUCAACAAUGCUAUCAGUUAUGUGAAUAAGAUCAAAACACGUUUCCUCGACCAUCCAGAGAUUUACAGGUCCUUCUUAGAAAUUCUUCACACUUACCAGAAAGAGCAGCUGAACACUAAGGGCCGACCCUUCCGCGGCAUGUCGGAGGAAGAAGUGUUUACUGAAGUGGCCAAUCUCUUCCGGGGACAGGAGGAUUUGCUCUCUGAGUUUGGACAGUUCCUCCCAGAGGCUAAAAGGUCUUUGUUCACAGGAAAUGGCCCAUGUGAAGUGAACAGUGUCCAGAAAACUGAACAUGAGAAGAGUCUGGAGCACAGCAAAAAGAGAUCCAGACCACUGCUGCUGCGUCCUGUUUCUGGCCCAGCAAAGAAGAAAAUGAAGCUGAGAGGUACCAAAGACCUGUCGGUGGCGACAGUGGGGAAAUACGGAACGCUGCAGGAGUUCUCCUUCUUUGACAAGGUGCGCAGAGUGCUCAAGAGUCAGGAGGUCUAUGAAAACUUUCUCCGGUGCAUUGCUCUCUUCAACCAGGAGUUGGUCUCUGGCUCUGAGUUGCUCCAGCUUGUUACACCAUUUUUAGGGAAAUUCCCAGAACUCUUUGCACAGUUCAAGUCCUUCCUUGGGGUGAAAGAACUUUCCUUUGCUUCUCCACUGAGUGACCGAUCUGGGGACGGGAUGAGCCGGGAAAUUGAUUAUGCUUCCUGCAAACGCAUUGGCUCGAGCUACCGAGCUCUGCCCAAAACCUACCAGCAGCCAAAGUGCAGUGGAAGAACAGCCAUCUGCAAAGAGGUGUUAAAUGAUACUUGGGUGUCGUUUCCAUCCUGGUCUGAAGACUCCACUUUUGUCAGCUCCAAGAAGACUCCGUACGAGGAGCAGCUGCACCGCUGUGAGGAUGAGCGGUUUGAGUUGGAUGUUGUCCUGGAGACCAAUUUAGCCACAAUCCGUGUGCUGGAGAGCGUGCAGAAAAAACUGUCCCGUCUGACUCAGGAGGAUCAGGAGAAGUUCAGGCUGGAUGAUUGCCUGGGAGGGACGUCGGAGGUGAUCCAGCGCAGAGCCAUCUACCGCAUCUACGGGGACAAAGCCCCAGAGAUCAUCGAGAGCCUGAAGAAAAACCCAGUCACUGCAGUGCCUGUGGUGCUCAAGAGGUUGAAAGCGAAGGAGGAGGAGUGGAGGGAGGCCCAGCAGGGCUUCAACAAGAUUUGGAGGGAGCAGUAUGAGAAAGCCUACCUGAAGUCCCUGGACCACCAGGCUGUCAACUUCAAACAGAAUGACACCAAAGCUUUGCGCUCCAAGAGCUUGCUGAAUGAAAUUGAGAGUGUCUAUGAUGAGCAUCAGGAGCAGCAUUCAGAAGGGAGAAGUUCGUCCACAAAUGAGCCACAUCUUAUCUUUAUCUAUGAAGAUAAGCAGAUUUUGGAAGAUGCAGCAUCUCUUAUCAGCUAUUACGUAAAGAGGCAGCCAACUAUCCAAAAGGAGGAUCAGGCAACCAUCAGACAGAUCGUGCAUCACUUCAUUCCUGAGCUCUUCUUCUCUCAGCCCCCUGAGCACAGCAUUUCUGAGGAAUCAACAGAUGAGGACAGAGAAAACCAUCAGGGGCAGAACCUGGAUACUCCUGAGCUACGGAAAAAACACGUGCCUGGGCCUCCAAGCAGUCCUCUGGAGACCAAAGCAACCUUCUGUGAUGUGACAGCUGCUGAGCCCCACAACACUCUGGAUGAUGUUUACAGCCUCUUCUUUGUCAAUAACAAUUGGUAUUUCUUCCUGCGCCUUCACCAGACUCUGUGCUCGAGGCUCCUCAAGAUUUAUCGCCAGGCUCAGAAGCAGCUCCUGGAAUAUCGGACUGAGAAAGAGAGGGAGAAACUCCUCUGUGAGGGAAGAAAGGAGAAAACCAAUGAUCCAGCCAUGGAGCUAAGGCUGAAGCAACCAAGUGAGGUGGAGCUGGAGGAGUACUACCCUGCAUUCCUGGACAUGGUGAGGAGCCUGCUGGAUGGGAACAUCGACCCGACGCAGUACGAGGACACUCUGCGGGAGAUGUUCACCAUCCACGCCUACAUCGGCUUCACCAUGGACAAACUGGUGCAGAACAUCGUGCGCCAGCUUCACCACCUAGUGAGCGAUGACAUCUGCCUGAAGGUGGUGGAGCUGUACCUGAACGAGCGCAAGAGAGGAGCUGCUGGGGGGAACUUGUCCUCCCGCUGUGUCCGGGCAGCCAAGGAGACCAGCUACCAGUGGAAGGCUGAACGGUGCAUGGCAGAUGAGAACUGUUUCAAGGUGAUGUUUCUUCAGCGAAAGGGACAGGUGAUCAUGACCAUUGAGCUGCUGGAUACAGAAGAAACUCAGACAGAAGAUCCUGUGGAGGUUCAGCACCUGGCUAACUACAUGGAGCAGUAUGUUGGGGUGGAAGGAGNNNGAGCUCUGCCAGCUGAGGGCAGAUAACCAGGAGUGACACAUGCUUUGUCAUCCCUGUUUUGUUGCAGAAACCUGAAGAAGUUUCGCAAGUGGCAGUGCAAGCAGGUGAGAGCUCUGCGCAGCGAGGUGAAGAGCUCCUGGAAGAGGCUGAUCGGGGUGGAAAGUGCCUGCAACGUGGACUGUCGCUUCAAGCUCAACACCCACAAAAUGAUGUUCAUCAUGAACUCAGAGGAUUACAUGUACAGGAGAGGAGCUCUCUGCCGAGCCAAGCAGGUGCAGCCCAUGGUGCUGCUGAAGCACCACCAGCAGUUCGAAGAGUGGCACAAUCGGUGGCUGGAGGAGAACGUGUCCAUGGAGGCUGUGGACGUGGUUCAAGACUGGCUGAUGGGAGAUGAGGACGAGGAGAUGGUGCCCUGUAAAACCACCUGUGAGACAGUGAAUGUCCACGGGGUGCCAGUGAACAGAUACAGGGUGCAGUACAGCCGCCGUCCUGCCUCGCCCUGA
Messenger RNA from Acanthisitta chloris (rifleman), 3381 nucleotides. RefSeq names its product SIN3 transcription regulator family member B (gene SIN3B). Gene Ontology annotation, biological process: negative regulation of transcription by RNA polymerase II. The transcript is spliced from 18 exons. Gene Ontology annotation, cellular component: chromatin. NCBI's taxonomy places the organism in Eukaryota, Metazoa, Chordata, Aves, Passeriformes, Acanthisittidae. Gene Ontology annotation, molecular function: transcription corepressor activity. The record is from RefSeq and is a predicted model, not a curated record.